AUGGGGAACUCAUCAUCAGCUCCACCAAAACACUCCUGUGAGGUAGUCAUUGUCGGGGGAGGUUAUGGUGGCAUUCAGGUUGCUAUGCAACUUGAUAGCUACUGCAAAGUCACUCUCAUUGAUCCCAAAGAUGCUUUUCAUCAUAACAUGGCAGGAUUGCGAAGUGUCGUUGAACCGUCUUUUGCUAAGAAGACUCUCAUACCUUAUGAAGGAAUUCUGAAGCAUGGCACCUUUGUUCAGGAUCGUGUUGUUAGUUGCAAUAUCUCCAGAAGAACAGUGACACUUUCCAGUGGAAAUGAGAUUAGCUACGAUUAUCUUGUGUUUGCCUGUGGCUCAUCUGUUCCAUUUCCAGGUAAGUUCCUGAGUCUAUAAUAUCUUUGCAUUAAUUGACGCAGGAAUAUUCAACCAUGCAUUUGGUGACUUUUGUUGAGGUUCCUGUGUGACACAGGUUUUAUGGAAAAAUAUUUUGGCCUCCAUCACUCCUAUUUCAUUAGGUUGCUGAUGGGAUUUUGAGUUGCCAGGUAUAGUAAAAAAACCUGUUAGUCUAAAAUUUGUCAGUUAGGUCCCCUCUAUACAAGCACCUGUGUAGCCCAGACUUAUCUUCUAAAAUCUACAAAAAAAGUCUGUGCAUUCAGUCAACAUUCAGAAUCCUCUUUGGAGACAUAGGUGCCUUAUCACUUCAACUGCAAUUUAAUGGCAUGCAGGUUUUAUAUAUAACAAAUAAGCUGAAUACAGAAAUAUGCUCUUACAUGUGAUUCAAUGUAUAUUUUGUCUUCAGAAAAUAAGAAUCUAUUUAAUAACCUAAAUAGCCUAAUUACAAUGUGAGAACCUGUUAAGGCUAACCUUGGAAAAUGCAGGUUCAGACCUGCAGGUUUCUACUGUAUUUGCAAAUGCAGUUGUGGGAAUGAAGAGCUGGGUCGUUUUUUUAAAUUUUAUUUUCCUUUUCUAUCUCAUGAAAGUAAUGGCGUAGGCCAACUCUAGGUAUCAUUUUAGGGAGGGUCUAUCCUUUGGAGGCUAUUGACUGUGAUCACAUUUCACCUAAUACUGAUUAAAUAAUUAAUGGUUGUGAAAGUUUUGAACCCAGGAGUCAUUUCAAAAGUUGGUUGAGUUUGAUCGUCCGGAUGAACAUAGUCCUGAAUAGGAUUGUUGGUUUGUUCUAAGUUAGUAAACCAGCUUUCUAAAGUAAGACGUUGAUAGUAGUCUGUAGAAUACGUUAUACAUGUCGCAAACUCCCAGUCAAUUUGAUGUAUCAUCUGCAAAUGGUGCUCAGCAAUGUGAUUGUUGACGUCACCAUUGCUUGUCUCUCGUUUGUGUUCAGUCAGUCGCAUGCUUAGGUUUCUGCCAGUUUCACCAAUGUAAGAAGCCUGGCAGUCGCAGCAUUCGAUCUUGUAUACUACUCCCUGUCUGUCCCCCAGGUUUGUUUGCGUCCUUAAUGGUUUCAUGCAAUCCAAGUAAUGAAGCCAUAGUGCCUAGGUAAUGUAAGGUUGUUAUAGUUUCUAAAAGAGUAUGAUUUAUUUUUUGAAGGGAAGCUGCCUUUAGGAACAAGUAUGGAAGAUGCUUUAAAACUUUACAAGGAAUGCACUGACCAGGUACUAAUAGUCUUAAAAAGCUUGAUUGAGGCAAACAUCAAACUUUCAACAUUGACUUUUUGUAAGACCUUAAACUAUUGGUGUUCCAAUCGUUAAUUUAAUCACUGAUUGAAAACCUCAGGCAAGGUGACAAUCAAUAAGUAUGGAAGAUGUUUAAUCUAUCAUUAAGGAAAGGUGAAAAAAAGAUUGUAGGAAGAAAUAAAUUACCAUAUUAAAACUUGAGUGUUGCCUUUUUAGUAAAAUUAUAAUUUAGCUAUAUCCAUUGAUGAUUAAUUUUGUAUGCUAUUUGUGUUUUAAUGUUUAGGGUUAGUAAAAUAACCUCAAAACACAAUGGCUUUGCUAAAUUUAAAGUACUGAUGGUUCACAGUCAAAAACUGAAAAUAAAAUAAAAUUAUAUCUAUUACUUUGACUUGCAUGCAGGUAAAAAAAACCAGAAUUCUUAGAAAGAGAUUUGAUGAAUCAUCUAGUCAAUGGGUCAAUCUGAUUAUUACUGCCGAUCAAAUUUUCAGGGCUCGAAAUUAAUUUUUUGGAUUACAAAGUACUAACCCUUCGGGUUAGUGGGCAUAAACUUUAUUAACCAAAUUUUAAAGUUUAUUAUCCAAGAAUCUGGUUUUGUACUUACAAUAUAAUAAAUUAUUAACUACUGAAAAUUGUGCUAAUAAAUGGGGCAAACUAAAGUAUGGGUGGAUUGGUUUAAAACCGCCAUUGUUUGUUUAGACUAAUCGAACUGUAACCAGGUGAAUGUCUUUUGUCAUUCUUUGUGGAAAAUUCCUCCUUGAUUAAGCUUUUCUUUGUACCGCCAACUUCCAGGGAGCCUUCUGUAGUGCCAUAGUGUUGUAAACUGUACUUGUUCUGUUUUUCUCAAUCUUCCAUUUCCUCUUCACAACUUUCGUGCGGCGACCUUUUUCUGCAAAAGUACGACUAUCCAAGGAAUAGGUUGCACAAACGAGCCACUUUACCAAAAGAAAACAAAACAAACACUGAAAUGAGCAAGAUUGUGGAGGUAUGCUAAAGUUGUGUCCAGAUCUCCUCAUCCAACAAGCUUGGUUACAUUACCUCUGUGGAAAUGCGACUUUUUCUUGUUGUUUGAUUGUGCACUAAGCAUACAUUUUGUAUCUUUUAAAACAACAAAUUGUUCAAAAUAGAAAACAACCUUAUGCAAAAAAGAAACACAUCAGCCUUGCGUGAAACUAUGAAUGAAAAUACUUAAUUUAACAGAAAUUUCAACUAACCAUGUCAGGUUACUCGGGCACAUUUUUAAGAACCAAAUGUGGAAACUACUAACCGUUGGUUAACUGGUUACCAUUAAUUUCACGCCCUGAUUUUAAUGAAAUUUCAGCCAAUUCCGCAAACUACUCUAAAGUGUGACCAGGAAAACGGUGCACCUGAAAUAUGCCUGGAAUGUUAUUAUCAUCCAAACACGCAUCCAAAAUCCACUUGCCAAAUCUCAGAGUGUUACCGUUGUUUGCACAGCAAGAACUGUGUCAGCUUUUUUUCUUUUCUUCGUCGGCUUUGGAUUUUCCAGGUAAUUGUUUUAAUUUGAGCUAAUACUGGUCAAUUUAUAAGCUCUGAGACUUCUCAUAAAGAAACAGGAAAAUGCGUGUAUUUGUCCUUUCACCAGUCAUUGGUAUUCCAAAGCAACAUUGUUGCUUUCAACAUUUGAUGCCGUGGCUUAUUCCUGUAUUAUCUACUUUUCUCUGAAAUAAAACGAGUAAAUUUCACAAAAACCAUGAGGGAUUUAUUGAACACUGAAAACUUAUCACAAGUAACUCAACAGUCAGCGGAUGUUUCAGAACCAAUUGUAAUUAUUUUUACAUCAUUCUAAGCAAAAUUUAACCUUUUCUAUUGAUUUCACUUAAGCCAGACUAAUAUUUUCAAACGGUUAGUCAGUUUGCGGUUUUGGCACGUGAAGUCCUGAAACUUGAUAGGUUUAUAAACAAUGAGCAUUCCUGACAUAUUCUAGGUGUUCAUUUUUCCAGUUGCACUGUAAACCUGUUUUAAACCUACUUUUCUAUUUAUCAUUGUUCCUUGACGUUAAUUUGUUCGUUUUAGGUCAUUAAAAGUGACAGAAUUGUUGUCAUUGGUGGAGGAGCUGUUGGGUUAGAGUUGGCUGGUGAAUUAGCCAAUGACUAUCCAAAGAAGAAAAUCACUCUUGUGCAUAACAGGGAAGAAAUUCUUGAUGACCGAAUGGCGCCAAAGUUUAUUAAGAAGGCACGUGAUGGGCUUAAGGGUUUAAAGGUUGAGACCAUUCUUGGAGAGCGUGUAAAUAUGGAUGACUUGAAUGUAAGUAAUAGUUUCUAAAAAGCAAAGCCAAGAAAGAAAAAUGAUAUUAACUGUGAAAAAUUCUUUUGAAUAAGCCACAAGCUCUAUAGAAAGAUAGAGCAAAAAUUAAGUGCAAAGAGAACAUGAUUUUGUUUCCCAAAAAUGUAUUGCAAGAUUAAAAUAUUCAGACAUAUUUCUUUAAAGAGUGAUAUACAUUGAGAAAAAUAAUUGUUUUUUUUUUUUUACUUUAAGCAAAAACAUGGAAGAAAUUAAUUGCCAUAUUUCUAUAACCUGCAUCUCAUACAUAAUUUAACCUCAGUGAGUAACAUCUGCAAAGCAGUGGGGAGAUCCUCCUUCCGAAUUUCCUUUCAUCCUGAUUGGCAACCAGACUUAAGUUCCAUCUGUAACACAGGUAAUUCUAAUAGGAGACAUGUUUUUGGCAGUUUGAUUCAGAUAAACCUUGGAUUUCUGGACCCUUAACACUGACAACGGACAAAGGCACCAGCAUUGAAACAGAUCUGGUGUUUCGCUGCACAGGACUGAAAGUCAAUUCCAUAGCAUAUCAGUCAAAGCUUUCUGACAAGAUGGAAAAAAAUGGAAGUCUUAAAGUGGAUCAAUUCCUAAGGGUGGAAGAAAUUGAGAAUUUGUUCGCCAUCGGGGAUUGUAACAAUACUCCUGAACUCAAACUGGCAUAUUUAGCACGUCUACAGGCCGGUAAGAUAGUUAAAUUGUAGAUACUUGUCACUGUCACAGCAUAAGAAUGAAAUCCGAAAAGGCAAUAAAAUUUUGCAUAACAUCUCCCGGAUGAUUCCCAGGUUUGUGUAAAUUCCUGCCAAUCCUAGUUAUUUCUUCUGAAUCAUAGCAUAAGUGGACUUUUCAACCUGACGAAUGAAACAUCAAGUUGUUUGCUUACAACAAAUGUUAGAAACAAUUAACUGGUGUUUUUGAGCUACACUGUCGUUAUUGUGUGAAGUUUUGUAUUGAAAGCAAAAGUACUGUCUGUAAUAGAGAGGUGCCCAUAUUUUGGAGCUGAUUGUAAGAAGAGGUUUGACAGUAAAUUAUUGGAUGACCUGCCCACAUGUACUCCGAAUACUAUAAUCUCAAAAGGCAGGGUAGGGCUUAUGGCACUCUAAAUUCAUUGUUUCAUUUUGAUUAGAAGAACUUUAUUAGUAAGCAGAUAACAUAACAGAAGCACUGCCCGCACCUAGCAAGGCUAUUCAAGGCGGAAAAGUGCCUGGAAAAUAAGAAAUUAAGAAUAAGGUUAGCUAAGGAAAGUUAACAGUUUAAAAAUCGUAAGAUGGGUGAGGACCAGAGACUGACUGAGUCUGCUUGUGAAAGAGUAUAAUAGAAAUGAAAUGGCCUUAUGUCAGGGGUACCCAACGUCAAUUUUCGCAAUAUAUCUGGAAGACGAAUUGAGAUCUAGAAUUUUCGGAACGUUUGUUGUAAAAUUUCUUGCUUGCCUGCCUCUGCUAGGAUUUUCGAACAUCUAAAAAAUGGUAUAAUUAAAAAAAAAAUGGUAUAAUUGCCCAUUUUUAAUGGAUUUUUACCCUUAAAAGGUGACCUAGAAUUUUCGGGAGCCUUUUUUGUGGCUGGAAUUUUCGAAAAGGUAAGUUUUGAUGCCUAUAAUUUUCGGAUCACUAGACUUUCAGCUAGGAAAUCCGAAUAGAUUAAAAAUUUGUAGGGGAUAAAAAUAUGCCUCUAUCUACCGUUUAACUACUAAAAUACGUUUAACAAUGCUAUGUUUAAGUGGUUUUGAACUAUAUUCUCGUUGGGUGCCUCUGUAAUGUAUAAGUUCGAACUUUAUGUUUGAAAGGUUUCAUCCCAAUUGAUUGUUGUCUUCUUUUACAGAUGUAGCGGUGGAAAAUAUUAAACGGUUGAAUGAAAACAAACGUCUUAAAGAAUACAAGCCGUCUAAUCCUGUAAUGGUUUUGCCUCUUGGAAGGAGCGGUGGGGUCUCCCAGCUGCCAAAUGGUAUGGUGGUCGGCGGAUUUGUAACCAAGAGCAUUAAAGGAAAGGAUGUUAUGACAGCAGACACAUGGAAGGCAAUGAAGAAGAAGAUGCCUUCCGACUAA
Molecule: messenger RNA, 5923 nt
Organism: Porites lobata
Lineage: Eukaryota; Metazoa; Cnidaria; Anthozoa; Scleractinia; Poritidae
Source: the annotation of a GenBank genome assembly